Molecule: messenger RNA, 3560 nt
Organism: Aedes aegypti (yellow fever mosquito)
Lineage: Eukaryota; Metazoa; Arthropoda; Insecta; Diptera; Culicidae
Gene: Dhap-at
Product: dihydroxyacetone phosphate acyltransferase
Exons: 6
Coding region: 636-2738 (700 amino acids)
Biological process (GO): ether lipid biosynthetic process
Cellular component (GO): peroxisomal membrane; mitochondrial membrane
Molecular function (GO): glycerone-phosphate O-acyltransferase activity
Source: RefSeq, a predicted model, not a curated record
CAUUAGAAAGCAAUCGGGUUCUUCGAUUGAUAUUAUUCAAAUUGUCCAAAGAAUAGUGUUCAAUGCGAAUGUUUCGAGGUCUAUCAUCGUCCGACCGACUGGAGACGUCACAUUCAUAUAUUUACAUAUCGACCGGCUGCGCCGUCUGGACUUCUUGGAGGCCUGCUGAAGCUUUUAAUGAAUGUGCAUAUCUAAAUUCGCAAAAAUGUAACAUUGGCAUUUCGAAACAGUGUCAUCAGAUAUUGUGUAAUUCAACCCCAAAGAAAUCUUCGCAUAAAACUUGUUUUCGUCGGCUGUAAUAAAAUUCAAAUAUCGAUCCGCGCAUCAUCCGACAUUUAUCGUGCUAUAUUGCCAUACCUACCUACAUAUUCAAGGCAAGGAAAGAAGUUUGACAUGUGUCGUACGAUGGGAAAAUACAUCACCCCAGGAGGGACGGUGCUGUGCUGGAGGCAGGAACGGCAAACUGAAUGAAGCAAUAUCUUCCGCAAACAACACAGCGUGCUUCUGGUUUCAAUUUUCUUCGGUAUCGUUUUUUUACGGUGCGCCUCGUGUUAAAGAGGGAUUAAAGAGCGAGCAAAUAGCCUUGAAGUCAGACACCAUCGAAGCAAACCACGAGAGAAUUAGACAGUUAAGCCAUGGCUUCGUUAACUCAGCAACACAACCGACCUGAUGACGGAAAUUACUUGAAUAAUUUCAAGAACCUCCUCGGGCCCGGCAUGAGUGAUUUGACCGAUAUGACCAAACGCUAUGGACCAGCUUUCCCGUUCCCGAAGGAUCGCCACGUGACUCCGGCCGAGCUAAAGCGGCUAGUGAUGGCCAGCGAGCGGAUACAGACUGUGAUUGAGAGGGAAUCGGAGGGAGAUGCGAAAAAGAAGACGGAGAUUAUUAACAACAUUAAGGCGAUUCUGGACGAGAUUGGGUUGGAUGAAAGUUUACCCGUCAUUCGAACGCUGGGUACAAUUCUUAACUUCAUAUUCGGUCGGAUACUGACCGGGCUGCACGUGAACGAGACCAAACUGCAACAGCUGAAAUCAAAAUUCGGGAAUCAAGCCGUGCUGUAUCUGCCGUCUCACCGAAGCUAUGGGGACUUCAUCUUGAUGUCCUAUGUGUCGUUCUGUUACAACAUAGCCAUCCCGGGGAUCGCCGCCGGAAUGGACUUCCAUUCGAUGGCCUUCAUGGGAAGUGUACUGCGCAACACAGGUGCCUUCUAUAUGCGGCGCACUUUCGGCAACGACGCCAUCUACUGGACCGUUUUCAAGGAGUACAUGCGACAGUUAGUGCGGGUGUUUGACAACGGAGUGGAAUUUUUCGUCGAGGGAACGCGGAGUCGAAGCAAUAAGGCGCUGGCGCCAAAAAUAGGGCUGCUCUCGAUGGCACUGGAACCACUGUUCAUGGGAGAAAUCCCUGAUGUAUUGGUCGUACCAGUCAGCGUGUCCUACGAUAGACCACUUGAAGAACAACUGUUCGUUUAUGAGCUGAUUGGAGUUCCCAAGCCUAAGGAGUCAACCAAAGGACUACUGAAAGCCAUGAGCAUCCUCAAGGAAAACUAUGGGUCCAUCUAUUUUGAGUUUGGAGAACCGAUUUCAGUGAAAGAAUACUUUGGGAAGGAGCUCAAUCGAUUCCAACAUGCAGUUAAUCCAAGUCACGUGCAGACCCUAUCGAAAUCUGAACUCGGUAUGAUCCAGAAUCUCGCAUUCGAUGUGGUUCAUCUCCAGCAGCAGAAAAUCGUUCUGACCACAUUCCACCUGAUAUCGAUCUACUAUAACUAUAAGAAGUACCUUGGACAAUCGAUUACCCUACCCGAACUGAUUGAGGGUCUCAGCAAUCUACUGGACAUCUUCAAAGACCUCGGAGCGGUAACCACGGUUCAGAAGACCGGCAAUCCAGAACUAGAUCACCACCUGAUACGAACGAGUGUUCGAGAGGCCCUAGCCGUGCAUCGAAACAUCCUCCAGCUGACUCGAGAUGAGGUGCUGACCAUAGCAAAAUCGCAACACGACUUCAGUCAGGUGGACAAACUAAAACUCAAAGGUCACAACCUUUCGGAUAUGGUUAUGAAACUCUCGGUGCCAAUUUUCACUCUCCAGCUGUACUGCAAUCCGUGUCUCCAUUGGUUGGCCCAGCCGGCGUUAGUAUUACUCGUUGUCAAACAUCUGUCCCGAAGUGGACUGGUGCGGAUGGGCAGCUUGCAGCAAGUCGUUGGCGAACUGAGAAAUCUUUUCGCCGGUGAGUUUGUCUUCCACUCGAGGCGAGAGCAGCGAGAUUUUGACCAGGCCGUUAGACAUCUAGUUGAGUUCGGUUUGCUGGAGCGAACGACCGACGAAGAGGCCUUCCGAUUGGUGGGAAGCGGAGAGAGUGAAUACGUCUAUCUCAGCCUGAUUGGACCAUUCCUAUGUUGCUACUUGCAAGUUACUACCGUACUUAUGAAUCAGUUCUUCAACGCUUCCUUCAAGGAGAAAGAUUAUCUAGCAAAAGUGCAAGAGUUGGUGGAGCAGCUUCUCAUCCGAAAAGAACGGAAUGUUCAUCCGUACUGCUUAUCGCUGGACAGUAUCAAUCUGGCGCUUCAUUCCCUAGUCAGCCUCGGUGUCAUCAGCAAAUCGAAAGAAAACAACGCCACCAUCUUUACGGCUGACCCAAUCCGGGUUCGGACGCUGAACGGCACGCUCCGGUCGUACUGCGAUCUGCUCCCAUUCGAGUACCUCACAUUCCAGGGGGCCGUCACCGAGGCCAAGUUGUAGAAUUUGCUUUCCUGGCCAGCCGAUCUGGUGACUCGGGUGCUCGCCCCUCCGAGGAACUUCUUUCAGCUGGUCCGGCUACUGCUGACGGUGGCGUUGCGAGUGCUGCACACUGUUCUACGCUUCGGACGGCUCAUAGGUCUCAAGGUGUUGGAGAUGGUGCUGCCGCCACCUGCCGAUCGCAGGAUGUAGUAAUAGUUACCCACCAACUGAAGGUGCUAUCCUUAUGAUGUGGUGCCAGAAUUUUCAGUCGGAAGCUGCAAUAUUGCAAACCAGUCAGACAUAAUGUUUAAGCUAAAUAAUUUGAUAAAGUUUCUUAGCAUAGGACGUAACAAUUAACUGUGGGUAUUAGAGCAGUUUUUUUACGAAUUGGUACCUACUCAAUAGUAUUAAGUAGAAAACAUGCAUGCAUCUGUGUUAAAAGUUAUUGUGUUGUGGGUUUAAAUACUUGUACUGUGCUUGUACGGGAGACUGUGUCAUAAAUAAUAAAAUAAAUUGUUUCAAUUCUUUUGUACUAAUGCGUUUCGUUUUUUUGUCGUUAGAAACCGCGUGCUACGAAAGUACUACCUAUUAUUGUAUGUAUUUAUUUGAUAGUUGAUACUAUGCGUGAAGCUUCGAUUUCUUCACAUUGCAAAGCGUAGGGAGUCAAUUUUCAAAUGCUUCUAAAAAAUUCAAAACAUAAUUUAAUUAAAUUCUGUUAAGUGUACGGGGUUUGAUUUGUAAUAAGCUAUAGAAUCCGCAUAAUAUUGAGGAAAAAUAUAAAAAACAAAAUAAUAUGUCUAUCAUGGAGCCCAUCAAAAGCCUAUCAACAUGUACUGAAAAAAA